Saccostrea echinata is the source of this 2151-nucleotide messenger RNA. Its product is annotated as sodium- and chloride-dependent glycine transporter 2-like. Gene Ontology annotation, cellular component: membrane. Gene Ontology annotation, biological process: sodium ion transmembrane transport. The record is from RefSeq and is a predicted model, not a curated record. The coding region runs from base 16 to 1935 and encodes 639 amino acids. NCBI's taxonomy places the organism in Eukaryota, Metazoa, Mollusca, Bivalvia, Ostreida, Ostreidae. The transcript has 15 exons.
CAAUCAUUCUACAGCAUGUCUCAGGGAGAAGUGGCCCGCGGUGGUUGGUCUAAUCAGGUAGAGUUCUUCCUGUCCUGUGUAGGGUACGCGGUAGGACUCGGCAAUGUAUGGAGGUUUCCCUAUCUCUGUUACAGAAAUGGUGGAGGGGCGUUUCUUAUUCCCUAUAUCCUAUCGCUCGCCCUGAUUGGCCUUCCGGCUUUCUUCAUGGAACUGGCUUUUGGUCAAUUUGCUUCUCUUGGUCCCAUUACAAUAUGGAGAGUGUGUCCUCUAUUUAAAGGUAUUGGUUUUGCUUCCAUUAUCAUUUCUGCCAUGGUGUCCAUCAGUUAUAACGUGGUCAUUGCAUACGCCAUGUACUUUUUGAUCGUAUCCCUCGUAAACAUGGACACUAAUGUCCCCUGGGCUACGUGUGGUAAUGACUGGAACACAAUCUUCUGCAGAACAGAGACUCUGAAAGUCAGUCCGGGCAUGAACGAAUCCGAGAAGAUAAACGUCACUUUAGGUAAUUUGAAUAAGACUUGUGUCGAUAAAGAACUUAAUGGGUUAGGGAUGAAACGAGAGGAUCUGACUUAUAAUUUCACCUCAAUGAACCUCACGGCAUGCAGCAUUAAAGACAUGAUCAGAACACCUAGUGAUGAAUUUUUCAGUAAUUUUGUCCUGGGUUUGGACCAGACUGAUGGAAUUGGUGGGAUAGGAGAUUUAAGUCCUAAACUUGUGGCAGUUCUCCUGUUAGCCUGGCUUAUUGUUUUCUUCUCGUUGAAGAAAGGUGUGAAAUCCUCAGGAAAGGUGAUAUAUUUCACAGCUACAUUUCCUUAUGUCGUAUUAAUCAUUCUCCUGGUUCGUGGGGUGACAUUAGAAGGGUUCGAGAAGGGCCUAGAAUUCUAUCUCGUUCCAAAGUUUGACAAGUUGACCGACCCAAGGGUGUGGACUGAUGCCGCCUCCCAGAUUUUUUACUCCCUUGGACCAGCUUUUGGCAGUCUCAUCACCAUGUCCAGCUAUAACCCCUUCAAAAACAACUGCUAUAGAGACUCCAUUUUGGUUGCCAUUAUCAACUGUGGGACCAGUGUUUUCGCCGGACUUGCCAUUUUCUCCGUUCUUGGGUUUAUGUCCGUAGUCACCAAUAGACCAGUGCAAGAAGUUGCUGCAGAUGGACCUGGUCUGGUGUUCAUAGCGUAUCCAGAGGCGAUAGCCAGGAUGCCGUACCCUCCUAUCUGGGCCUUCCUGUUCUUCUUCAUGCUGAUAUUACUGGGACUCUCCAGCAUGUUCGCCAUGGUGGAAGCCAUCAUUUCGGCCUUAGCAGACGAGUAUCCCAGAACUCUCCGCAGACAUAAAAGUGUCCUCACAUUUGUCGUCUGCCUUGCGUUAUUUAUUGCGGGACUUGCUUUAGUAACAAAUGGUGGCAUUUAUGUCCUGACGCUGAUGGAUGCUUACUCCGGAAGUUAUUCCCUGUUGUUUGUCUGUUUCUCCGAGUUAGUAGCAAUAUCUUGGGUUUAUGGCUGGCGUAGAUUUUCAGAAGACAUUGAGUUGAUGCUGGGUUUUAAACCCAAUAUUUACUGGAUAGCUACAUGGACAGUAAUAGCCCCCGUGUUUAUUGUGGCCAUCUUGAUAGCAAGUGCAAUUCGAUUCUCUCCUUCACAUUACGAAGACUAUCAGUUUGAACAGUGGGCUCAGAACUGUGGGUGGGGUCUCGUGGCGCUACCCCUAGUAUUCUUAUUCGGCAUCGCAGCCAUUCAACUGAUCCGAUAUCGGGGUUUCAGGAACGCUACUACACCUCACGAUAACUGGGGACCGGCGCUUGAGGAAAAUAAAAAAGGAAAAUACGCAGCUGGUCACACAAACAAAGGAUUCGAGGAAGACGAGAAGACAGAAAAAUCUGAAAAUGGAAUAGAAAUGAAGAAAAACGGCAUCAAUCAUGACUCUGUCACAGUGCAAUUUUAAUACAUGAUGAGCUUCAAAGAUAAUAUGACUGUAUAUACAAAAUGAUAUUUCACUAUGCGAGAUUUAAUUUGAUAUACUUUAUAUGUCAUAAUAUUCUAAUAUAUGAAUAAACUAUUCAAUAUUGUGAUCAUUACUGAUUGAAUGCGAACAUUUUACUUUUAGAUUUCGGAACAUGUAAUAUUGAUUGUUAUAUUUUAUUAAAUUUUAUUUCUGUGA